Messenger RNA from Colletotrichum karsti, 1626 nucleotides. RefSeq lists its product as uncharacterized. The coding region runs from base 1 to 1626 and encodes 541 amino acids. Lineage: Eukaryota; Fungi; Ascomycota; Sordariomycetes; Glomerellales; Glomerellaceae. The transcript has 2 exons. The record is from RefSeq and is a predicted model, not a curated record.
AUGACGGUUUCUGCUAUCAGACAACUGGCUGCCGCCGCCAUCGUGGCACAAUUCUUCGGCCUGACUUCUGCUGCCGCACUUCCUCUCCAUGCCAGAGAUGGCGCGGAGCCCAACCUGCCGCACGCCUCCGACACCACCUCUUACUGCUCGUGGUGGGCUGACUAUGACGGAUCUCAGACUUGUCAAGAGGUUCUCGACUUUAACUGGAUUGACAUGAAGGCUUUCCGUCGCUGGAACCCUUCCGUUGGCUCAGACUGCUCUGGUCUCAAGUCCGGCAACAGCUACUGCGUUGAGGCUUACAACGAACCCACACCCCCUCCCGAGGAGGAGGAGACGACUACUACCACCGUCGCCUCUACUACCAGCAAGGCCGUCGUCACCACUGCUCCUCCUACCACCACAAAGGCCCCGGUCAUCACGACCACCACCUCUGCUGGCAACGGAGUUGAGACCCCCGAUCCGGUUCAGGGUGGCUUGGUCAAGAACUGCAACAAAUUUCACUUUGUUGAGUCUGGUGACUCGUGCUCUGCUAUUGCUCAGAAGUAUGGUCUCACCGUGGCCCAGUUCGCCUCGUUCAACGGCCUCAACAGCGGAUGCACCAACCUCUGGGGCGACACUUAUGCCUGUGUUGGUCUAAUCGGUGGAAACCCCUCCACGACCUCCGCUCCGGUCAAGACCACCACUGCUCCCAGCAACGGCGUUCAGACUCCCGAGCCUGUUCAUAACGGUAUUGUCAGCAACUGCAACAAGUUCUACAUGGUUGCGGAUGGCGAUUCCUGUGCUUCCAUUGCCAAGAAGAACAGCAUCCGCACCGCCGACGUUGUUUCCUGGAACGGCUUGAACAGCGGAUGUACUAAUCUUUGGCUUGACACUUACGCCUGUGUUGGUCUCGUCGGCGGCUCUCCGACCGUCCCUCAGACGACGACCACCACCAAGGCCGGCAAUGGUGUCCAAACCCCUGAGCCCGUUCACACCGGCAUCGUCAGCAACUGCAACAAGUUCUACAUGGUCAAGAGCGGUGACUCUUGCGCCUCGAUCGCCAAGCAGAACAACAUCCGCAACGCCGAUGUCGUCUCCUGGAACGGACUGAACAGCGGCUGCACCAACCUCUGGCUCGACACCUACGCCUGCAUCGGCAUCAUCGGCGGCUCCCCGACCGUGCCUCAGACGACCACAACUACCAAGGCCGGCAACGGCAUCCAGACCCCUCAGCCCACGCAGCCUGGCAUUGCCAGCAACUGUGACAAGUUCCACCUCGUCGGCGACGGCGACUCGUGCGCCAAGAUCGCCAGCGCAAACGGCAUCAGCGUCGCCCAGUUCGCCCAGUGGAACACCCUCAACAGCGGCUGCUCCAACCUCUGGGGCAGCGUCUACGCCUGCGUCCACGUUGUCGGCUUCACCCCGACCCCGACCAACCCGGGCAACGGCAUCCAGACGCCCCAGCCCACCCAGGGAAGCCUCGUUGCCAACUGCAAGAAGUUUGAGUUCGUCAAGUCGGGCGACACUUGCGAUGUUGUCGCCAAGCGCGUGGGUAUCACCGUUAAGCAGAUGACCACGUGGAACCCGUCCAUCGGCAGCGACUGCACCAAGCUCUGGGCCAACGCGUACGCCUGUGUCGGCGUUUGA